Messenger RNA from Parnassius apollo (apollo), 1452 nucleotides. Lineage: Eukaryota; Metazoa; Arthropoda; Insecta; Lepidoptera; Papilionidae. The record is from the annotation of a GenBank genome assembly.
AUGGAAUCAAAUGGAACGCGCAAAGGGCCGCUGCCUGGAGGUCGCCAGGGCGCGUCUGGAGCUGGCGCUGGACGCGACAGCAUGCGAACCGCCAGCCGAGCGCGAGGUGCUGCACGACCACCCAGCAGCUCCUCGCAUCCAUCAUCCCCACCAGCUGGCUUGGUGUCGGCAGGGUCUUCGCGGGCUCAGCAAUCGGCACCCGCCACUGGUGGAGUACGCCGCAUGCGUUGGACAACCCAGAUGAACAGCAACGCAUUGCGGGCGUAUUUUAGGGCGAAAGGGGGAGAAACUGGAGGUUUUGCGUAUCGGGCAAGGAUGCAUCGACUUUUUGCUGAGCUGGAGCCAUCUGUAACCGUCACCGAACAAAACCUGGCAGACCGAGUUCGGUAUAUCUUGCGCUCAAAUACAUUUGAUGUCACCGAACUCGAACGGCUACGACGUGAGGCUGUUCCUUCAUCGGGUGAAAAUGCUGCGGCUGAGGAUGCGGCGCCACAACUUGCUGAGCAAACGGCAAAUGUGGAUGCCGCCGUGAAUACGCCAGUUGUGGUUGAUUCAAACGAUGAUGGAACAGUCGCCCAGGAACUGGAACUAGAGCAAAUGAGGAGUACAUUGGAAGAGGCGAUUGUGGAAACGCGCAGUACGACUCUCGAAAAUCGACCGCGACUUCCCCGCUUAGCCCUAAGCAAGCGGAAUCGGGCUGUCGUGAGGGCUCUGAACCCAAUGCUGGUUACCUAUUUGGAAGCCAGCCGGGACCUUUGCGAUACGGACUCAAUUCUUUUUGGCGCCGCACUGGCAGUCUGCCGUAUUAUAGGUGCCAAACUUUCCACGGCUGGACGCGCUACUGGACAAAGUAGUGCUAUCCCAGCCUGGAGAAUAAGAAUUGAAGAACGUAUCGCAAAGGCUAGGGCCCUCAUCGGCAGACUGAUAUGCUUCAGGUCAGGCAAUACCAGGCCAAGGAUUGUGCGCACCGUCAGGAUGGCGUUUGCUGGGACAAAUGUUAGUUUGUCCCAGCCGGAUAUAAUGCAAAAACUGACGGAGCGCAUAGACGACCUGAAGCAAAGAAUAGCUGCUUGGGGAAAGCGGAUUCGGCGAUAUACCGAGAGGUCGACACGGUUCAACCAGAAUCGUCUCUUCCAGAGUGAUCAGAAGAGGCUCUAUAAAUCAUUGGAGCGACCAAUAGUAAGUGGAACGGGCCCUGCACCAAAUCAGGCCGACAUGGUCGCAUUCUGGCGCAGCCUGUGGUCAGAGCCCGUAAACCACAACGAGGGCCCUUGGACGGAAGUUGUGGCGAGUCAGUGUGCGAGUAUUACGCCCAUGGACCCCGUCAUCAUAACGCCGGAUGACGUAGCUGAGGCGGUCCGUAGGGCCCCGAACUGGAAAAGUCCGGGGCUUGACGGGCUGCAUCACUACUGGCUGAAGGGGUUCAUGAUCAUGAAAAGGGACAACGCUUAA